Lachancea dasiensis is the source of this 417-nucleotide messenger RNA. The record is from the annotation of a GenBank genome assembly. NCBI's taxonomy places the organism in Eukaryota, Fungi, Ascomycota, Saccharomycetes, Saccharomycetales, Saccharomycetaceae.
AUGCCUAAUUCGACGUCUGAAUCACAUUUUUCAGCGACCUCUUUGGGCGAAAAGAAAACUCAACGAACUUCGGCUACAGAGGAACCCAUUAUGCCGCCAAUACGAACACUACCGCGCCAAACAGGUCAGAUCGAAGCUAAGCCCCAUGUAGAUUAUCAGAAUAGACUAUGGUCUCAAAUUGACGUUCUGGACGAUGUGCGGCGGAUGGCCCUCGAGCAAGAUAAGUAUGAGCAGUUCCCGCAAGGAUUCGAAGAUGGUUUGCAGCGGCUGCGCGAAGCACACAUCAGCCUACUUCAGACUAUGAACAAAAGACGAGAAGAGCAAAAUGAACAUUCAGAGAUCUUUGAGGGUGGGAGCGAGCGCGAAAUGCAGCUCGUAGACGAAGUGACCCGUUGUUUGCGCGGACUACGGGAUUAA